Drosophila simulans is the source of this 985-nucleotide messenger RNA. RefSeq names its product protein lin-32 (gene cato). The coding region runs from base 73 to 729 and encodes 218 amino acids. The transcript has a single exon. Lineage: Eukaryota; Metazoa; Arthropoda; Insecta; Diptera; Drosophilidae. The record is from RefSeq and is a predicted model, not a curated record. Gene Ontology annotation, molecular function: protein dimerization activity.
UCCUGGGGCCAGGGGUCAUUUGCGGGCCAUUUACACAAACUUGGUCAGAACGGCGGUGAAAAUAUUUGUAGAAUGCAUCUCGCGGGGGUUGACCGUAGUCACGUCUGGAUCCGAUCGGAUCGUUUCAGUUGCAUCGAAACUUUCAAGCCGCGCGGAUCUGCCAUGAGCUACUACUACUCGUCUGCCUCCGAGGAGGAUGGCAGUUCCCAGUACCUGGGCAGUCCCAACUACAACUUGACCCAGCUGCCAGUUUCUGGCCAGGAUUACGGACAGGGGGCUUUCUUAUCGCCGGAAUGGCAAUUCCUGGAUGCCGCAGGCGGAACUCAAACGGAACUAGGACCCAUCAUGGAGGUGCAAGGACAGCACAACCAGCCGCAGACCAAACGGCGGAGUAACAGCUCCACGGGAUCGGACGGAAGGAAGAGCAGUCCAGAGCAGACCAAUCUAAGUCCCACGGUCCAGAAGAGGAGACGACAGGCCGCCAAUGCGCGGGAAAGGAAGCGGAUGAACGGAUUGAAUGCGGCUUUCGAGCGGCUAAGGGAAGUGGUGCCCGCUCCGUCCAUCGACCAGAAGUUGUCCAAGUUCGAGACUCUCCAGAUGGCCCAGUCCUACAUCCUGGCACUGUGCGAUCUCCUCAACAACGGGGACGUGGAGGUGGAUGCCGCUGCGUACACAAUCUUCGGCGACAGCGACAGUGGAUUUGGAUUGAGCGGAGGAUCCUUGUCAUAGAUGGAUAAUACUAGACUAAAGUUAUGUGAUUUUCUUCUUACUGUAGAUUAAGUUAAAUAUGUAAUGAAAUAAAUGGAAUAUUAAACAAAAUUGGUCGAGUUAAUUGAAUGCAAAAAUAAUUUCAAUUUCAAAGUAUCGCUUGAUUAUGAACCAAGUGAUCAUUCCAAAAUGAGAUACUCAUUUAACCCUUUCUAGCAAUUAUAACCAGCCCACUAUUCCCAGAUCCCCAGAUUCAAUUGGCCAUCGGAUCGUUUGG